This is a messenger RNA of Anoplopoma fimbria (sablefish), 1937 nucleotides long. RefSeq names its product NIMA-related kinase 11 (gene nek11). Gene Ontology annotation, molecular function: ATP binding; protein kinase activity. Gene Ontology annotation, biological process: protein phosphorylation. The record is from RefSeq and is a predicted model, not a curated record. The transcript is spliced from 16 exons. Bases 56 to 1813 code for a protein of 585 amino acids. Lineage: Eukaryota; Metazoa; Chordata; Actinopteri; Perciformes; Anoplopomatidae.
CGGACAGCUUAAUUGAUCAUCUGUCAUUCCUUCAAAAUAAAGGUGAGCCAGCAGGAUGGCCAGGUUUCAGGAGGUGCAGUCGGGCCAGGCCACGGCCCUCAGCACCAGGGGCCUGGUUGCUAAGCGGUACAGCAUCCUGCAGAGUCUGGGCCGGGGAAGUUUCGGUUCAGUGUUUCUGGUUCAGGACUCCAAAGCUACAGACGGAGAACCGCUGAAGGUGUUGAAACAGAUUCCUCUUGGUGACCUUCGACCUGACGAGACGGUCCGAGCGACGCAGGAAGCCCAGCUGCUGUCUCAGCUGCACCACCCGGCCAUCCUCACCUUCUACCACAGCUUCCUGGAGAGAGACGCCUUCUGCAUCAUCACCGAGUUCUGCCAGGACCGGGAUCUGGACUGUAAACUCGAGGAGGUGAGACGAGCUGGGCGGAGCCUCCCAGAGAUCCAGGUUGUUGAUUGGCUCAUCCAGCUGCUGCUCGGCCUUCACUACAUGCAUGACAGGCGAGUCCUCCACAGAGACCUCAAGGCCAAGAACGUGUUCCUGAAGAGAAACCUCGUUAAGAUCGGUGACUUUGGAGUUUCCUGCCUGCUGAUGGGGUCAUGUGACCUGGCCACCACCUUCACAGGGACGCCCUACUACAUGAGCCCCGAGGUGCUGAGCCACCACGGCUACGACUCCAAGUCUGACAUCUGGGCUCUGGGCUGCCUCCUCCAUGAGCUCUGCUCCCUGACUCACGCCUUCCAGGGUCCUAACUUCCUGUCUGUGGUGAUGAAGAUCGUGGAGGGAGAAACCCCGACGCUGCCCUCGGGAUACUCUGAGGACCUGAACUCUGUCAUGAGGAGGAUGCUGCAGAAACAACCUUCAUCCAGACCUUCAGCUGCAGAACUCCUGAAGACCAGGUUCCUGGAGGAGAACAUGAAGAAGAUGAAGGACAGGUUUCUGUUUGUGUCGUCAGGAGGAGAGAGAGACGCUGAAGUCAUCGCCAGGAACAUGCAGACGAAGGUUCACCUGCAGACUCUGAUGGAGAGGUCAGAGGUCGACCAGAUGACGCCCAGAGAGAGAAUGAGGCUCCGCAAACUGGAAGCUGCUGACGAGAAGGCCAAGAGACUCAGGAAGUUGGCUGAGGAGAAAUACGAGGAGAUCCACAGCAGGAGGAGAGAACUGAGGAGCCGCCAUUUUGAAAAAGUCAGCCUGGAUGUCCUGAAUGAGAGCUGGGGGGGCGGAGCCUGUCGGAGUCAGCCAAUCAGCAGCCAGCACCACCGGUCACUGGGAUGGUCGCAGCCAAUCAGGAAGCAGGAUGAAGGCGAGAUGUCAGAGGCGUCGAUGCACGGAAUCCCAGAGGACCCUCAGGCUGCAGAAGUUUAUUACAACCAGGACGCUUUUGAUUCCUGUUCAGAGGACGAGGAGACGGAAACACCUGCAGAGACGCUCUACCUGUCUGACCCUCAGGUCAGUGAGCUGGAGGCCAUGAUGAAGCACAUGCAGAGAGUUCUGGACGAGGAGCUGAUCGGAGACCCAGCAGAGCCCGAGGCCCCUCAGAGUCCUCAGGGGCCCCCCAUAAUCAACAGCAGCCUGCUGGAGACCAGAAUCCAACACCUGAGAGAGUCCGUCUGCAGCCGUCUGGGUUCAGACGUCUUCCAGAAGCUCUACGAGGACCUGAAGGAGGCCAGACGGCGUGAGGACGGCGGUGUCACGGAGACUCCGAGACACCCGGAGGACAAACCUGAUGACAGUCUCCAGGUGGACCAGCUGCUGUUCUACGAGGAAGAGCUGCAGAGAGUGAGACAGCUGCAGGAGGACGAACCACCUGUCUGACUGUCUCUGAAAAACAACUCAACUGAGGAGGAAACGACAGAGAGACAAGAACCUGAAGAGGAAGCUGUGAACUGUAAAAUCAUAAACGUAAUAUUCGUAUAUAAUCAUAUUAAAUGAGGACAUU